Messenger RNA from Drosophila arizonae, 2180 nucleotides. It is a transcript of the gene Ephrin, whose product is annotated as ephrin. The record is from RefSeq and is a predicted model, not a curated record. NCBI's taxonomy places the organism in Eukaryota, Metazoa, Arthropoda, Insecta, Diptera, Drosophilidae. Gene Ontology annotation, cellular component: plasma membrane. Gene Ontology annotation, biological process: axon guidance; ephrin receptor signaling pathway. Gene Ontology annotation, molecular function: ephrin receptor binding.
GACUAAAAUGACUAAAAAAAUGGGGCUAAUUGUCAACUGGAAUUCGCUGACCGGAACUGCUGGGAAAGAACAAGAUCAGCUGUUCCUAAAGUCAAGUGGGCUGACGCCCAGCUGGAAGUCGUUAACAAGAACCGUUGGAACAGUAAACAUAGCAGAGCAGCUGAUGUCCGAGUCAAAUGCCGAUUCGAGUGAUAAGGAUGCGGCAGCAGAUUCUUUGGCCGUACGUAUUAAUUGCAUUAAGAAUGGAUUUGCGGAUCAUAAUAUGAAUUAUGAUAAAUGGUUGGGAAAGUCAGUUACCCUAAGUCAGCAGCAGCAGCAGGAGCCUAGAAAUAGAACAAUAACUUCACCGUCGACUUUUGACAAAAAAUGUACGCCAAUUGCUCGAAAACGAAAUCAACCGACGACCACGCUCUUAAUGGCAGCGACGAUGCAUCGAAAGACCAAAAGUAAAAGCAAGAGCCACAAGAAAACAAUCCUUGCCAAUCCAAUACCACCUACAACAACCACAGCUAAGAUUUGUGCUAGCCAACAACAAGAAGAACAACAGCGUAUUAAGCAUUUUAAUGCAACGCAGCUCAAGAACCAUCAAUUGCCGCGACUCCCGCAGUCGUCGGCAACGGGAGAGAUCGCUGCUGAGCGAGAUUCCGGCAAGAACAGUACGAGAGGUAUUAACAUAUGCAAUAAGAAGAAGUACCAUUCCGUGCGCUACAAAAUGUUAGUUCCAUUGCCCAGUCUGGGUGCCACGUCCCUUGCCACGCUUUUGACGAUAAUAUGCAUAGAAACUGUCCUACUGUCCACAAUGUCUAGCUGCGCUAAAACAUUCUAUAUGCAUUGGAAUACAUCGAACAGCAUAUUUCGGAUCGAUAAUACAGAUCAUAUUAUUGACGUGAACAAAGGCAAUCUAGCAUUCGAGUUCGACCAGGUACACAUAAUAUGUCCAGUGUAUGAGCCCGGCGCAUUCGAUAAUGAAACAGAGAAGUACAUCAUAUACAAUGUGUCCAAAGUGGAGUACGAAACAUGUCGCAUAACCAACGCCGAUCCGCGAGUAAUAGCUAUAUGUGAUAAGCCUCAGAAAUUAAUGUUUUUUACGAUAACUUUCCGGCCAUUUACACCGCAGCCAGGUGGUUUAGAGUUCCUACCUGGAAAUGACUACUAUUUCAUUUCGACUUCAUCAAAGGACGACUUAUACCGUCGCAUAGGUGGUCGCUGUUCCACAAAUAACAUGAAAGUUGUGUUCAAAGUGUGCUGUGCGCCCGAAGAUAAGAACAAGACAACGGAGAUAACAACAAUGUUGGGAAAUGUGCCAGCAGUGGACAGUGGUGGAACGAGCAAUAUACACAAAGGCGUCGAUAAUAUUGAUCUGAAUCGAAAUAUGAAUAGCCCGAAUGGAAUUCAUACAAUUGGCAUAGGCGUUGGCAGCGGAUCAGCAGCUGGUGGCGGUGGUCAAAUGAAGCCCGUUGGCACUUCGAUCAAUACAAACAUUGAUCAGUUCAACCGCAUACCCAUUCAACCGAACUCAAUAGCUGAAGGAGGCGGAGCUGUAGGGACAGGAGUAGCUGGGGGAUCUGGCAUAAUGCUCUCACCUGGCCAUGGCAGCAUAAAUAUGCUGCCACCUGGACGAGGCGGCAUUCACAUGCCAUACCCCAACCAUCAUCAUAUACAGACUGGCAUACGAAUUAAUAAUGUUCCAACGCAACAGAAUAAUCAGCAUCCGCAUCACAAAGGCAAUCUGAACAAUAUGAAUAGUAAUGGUAAGGACGAAACUACAAGUCAGCUCAACAUACAAGAGGAAGUUGGCAAAAAAGAUAUGUAUUACCUGUCGCCGGUUGUUGUUGACACAAAUCAUAGUAACAUUGUGCAGAGCACGAUCAAUUGGCCAAUUAAUAAGUGGGCCAUUAGCUCGGGUGUGGACACGAACAGAACAACAGCAAACUCAACGUCAAACAGCAGAAUAAAAAAUUCCAAUUUAAGCUCAAAUUCGAAUCCUAACUCAACUAACAUACUUAACAAUAACAAUAAUAGGAAGCAAUUCUUCCAUCCGAAACAUACCACAAAUAUCAAAAUUCAAACAACCUCAGGCAGUCUUAAUACAGAUAUUAGCAAUUAUACACAAUCAUCCCACAGUUCGACAGUCCUUGGUAAUAAUAAGACGAAAAGUAAGUAGAAUUCAUUAGAAAUGC